Molecule: messenger RNA, 1855 nt
Organism: Emiliania huxleyi CCMP1516
Lineage: Eukaryota; Haptophyta; Isochrysidales; Noelaerhabdaceae
Exons: 4
Coding region: 117-1790 (557 amino acids)
Source: RefSeq, a predicted model, not a curated record
CUCCUCCCGGGCCGCUUUAGGGUGGAGUUGGCCCAGUUGGGCGUCGCCGUUUGUGAACGGUCUUGGGAGCUGCACGAGCUGCACGAGUCAUUGGCUAGUCUCCGUGACUACCGUCGAUGGGAGAUUCCGCUGCCAGCGCGAUCGCGGAGGCUGCGGCGGCGAAGGAAGAGGUCGAAAAAUACAAGGGCUAUGUGAAGGACAUGCGCCGCCGGCUGGCUAUGGUGGGCGGGAACGUGCCGCCUAGCUCUCUGGACGUGUACGAAGAAAUGCUUCCUCUCGUGGAGAACGACAUUUGGCAGACGGGUCAGUCGGGCUGGCUCACCGCUGACCCGGGACAGGGCCUGGCGCCGCCCAAGGAGAACGAGAUCUUGCCGUUGUUCCUGCUGAGUCCGGCGGCGGCGGAGUAUGCCGCUGACAGCAGCAGAUACGAGCUGUUCGACAGCGGCUUCUUCCCUCUGUGGGGGAUCUACAUGGGCUGCUCGCGCAAGUUUGCCGACCUGGCGUUGAUCGAGCUGACCGGCUUUGACAAGGCGGAUGUGGUGCCAUCUGUGGACGGAGUGCCUCCUGAGCAACAGGCGCUGCCCUUCAGGGCGGUGUGGGAGCCGGGGAACACGCUGGAGAAGGAACGGGCCGAAACGCUCAACACGCCCUACCCCUUUCCAGUCCCUUUCCCUGGCCGCUCGCGCUCGACCAUCAUCCUCAACUGGCUCGGCUGCCGCUGCUCGUGGCCGAUGACACAGUUUAUGUGGUGGAACUGCAUCUCCUGCAACAUGCACCAGGUCGCCGUGAUGAUCUGGAUGCCGGUGUCGGUCCUGUUUGAGUGGAUCCUGCUGGACGGGCUCUUUGACAUCGAGUUCAUCAGCAAGGCGGCCCGGAGCGACCCCAAUGAGCGUGUGAUGGUCGCCUCGCCCCGCAGGGUCGCGCAAAAGGCUGCCACCCUGCUCAUCUACUUCAUCUUCCCCUUCAUUGUGCUCGGCUACAUCGCGAGCUCCGGCCUCACCGCUUGGUUCCGAAGCCUCUACCAGGGUCGGAUGAUGCUCCGCUCGCUCGCUGCGCGGCGAGAAGCGAACAACGAGGCGUACUGCUCGCUCCUCUGGUUCGCCAUCUGGGUCGAGGUGCACUCGGUGGUGAUCCCAGCCUACAUCCCGUUCAUCGGCCCCGCCACCUUCGUCUUCCACUACGGCGCCAACCUGGUGCAGCUCGCAAAGUACUAUGUCAUCCUCGACGUCAUCAUCAAGUUUCAGCAAAUCUCCCUCUGGUUCGUGCACUGGCUCUUCUGCCUCACUCCGGACCAGAUCAACGUGACGACCCAGUACUAUGCCGGCAAGCGCGCCGUCGACGAGAUGGACGCCGCCUUCUACCUCUACAUGUGGAGCUUCUGGGUCGUCAUGAUUGGCAACAUGGUCGGAUGGGGCUUCGAGCUCGGCUAUCUCUGGCAGUGGUCCGUCCCGGCCCUCAUCCUCCUCUACGCCUGCUUCCUGCACUCCUUCCCCUACUGCUUCGCCGGCCAGGCGAUCUGCCCGCCGCACACGGAGGCCGCGGUCCGCUGCAUUAUGAUCAGCACGACCUUCGUCUUCCUCCUCAUCCACAUCUCGUGGCGCGCCUGCUUCCUCUUCCCGUGCCUCUGCGCGCCCGAGGUGCCGGGGUGGCUCUUCUUCCCGCCGCACGACCCGCCGCCCAACCCCCUCAAGGGCCAGAUCAUCGACCUCUACGGCUUCCGAGUCUUCCUCGACAAGCUAGCCAACGGCUUCGCGAUGCCGGACGACUGCGUCUGGGAGCCCGUCCGUUAGCUUCCUACCAUAUUGUGUCGUCUGGGCGCCGGCCGCCGCACCCGCAGCCACCCAGAAGGACUCCG